Emiliania huxleyi CCMP1516 is the source of this 804-nucleotide messenger RNA. RefSeq lists its product as hypothetical. The record is from RefSeq and is a predicted model, not a curated record. NCBI's taxonomy places the organism in Eukaryota, Haptophyta, Isochrysidales, Noelaerhabdaceae. The coding region runs from base 1 to 804 and encodes 267 amino acids. The transcript has 7 exons.
AUGGUCACGCCCAAGCCCAGCGCCACUCUCAGCAAGCCCAAGAAGGCUGCCAAAUCGGUCAAGUCCAAGGCGCCAGCCGCCCCGGUGGCCAAGGAGGCCAAGCGCCAGCGGGCUGCCCCGCUGUCGGCAGACGCUCCCGUCAAGAAGAAGAAAAAGGGCGUGAGCAAGAAGGGCGAGGCGCUCUGCACCCACGUCGCGCGGGUCGGCGCCGCCGGCGACGACGGCGAGGGCGGCGGCUCUCUGUUGAGUGGCGACACGCCAAUCAACCUGGUGGUUGCGACCAAGCGGAUGCCCAAGGCGUGCCGUGGCGCCAAGGGCGUCUGCCUCAUCGUCAAGGACCCGCAGCGCGCCGUCAAGGACGCGUGCGCGGCCGAGGGCGUGACGGCAAAGGUGAUCGGCAUCGACAAGCUGCGGAAGAAGUGCUUCCUCCGCGCGAGGGCAAGGUACGACUUCUUCGCCGCCGACGAAGCCGUCACCCCCCUCCUCCCCAAGCUCCUCGGCAACGGCUUCUACAAGUCGAACAAGCUGCCGCUGCCGAUGCGACUCGGCCGCAAGGAGGGGCUACGCGACGCGCUGCAGCGGGCGGUCGGCGGCGCAAUCGUGCGACCAACCUUUGGCACCUGCUCCACCGUCACCGUCGCCGCGACGUCGAUGUCGCCCGCCGCCGCGGCCGAGAAUGUGCUCGCCGCCGUCGAUGCGGUUGCCGCGCUGCUGCCGGGCAAGUGGGGCAACGUCCAGGCGCUGCACUUGCGCUGCCCCAACUCGGUGGCCCUCCCGAUCUACAACUCGCUCCCCAUGCAGUGA